AUAUUUUUCUUCUUUUUAUAAUUGUAAAUUAAAUUAAAAAAAAAAAAAAUCUUAUCCUAUAAAUAAUAAUAAUACUUAAUCAUUAUAAUGGAAGUUCAAACGGUCGAAAAGAAACCCAAUACCGGAAAACAAACAGUGACGGCGACCGAAGAGACGUCUUCAGUGGCUGAACGCACCAAAGAGGUGACCAAAGACACGGCCAACUCGCAUUUGGAGCAGAAAGCUAAGAGCGUACAGUCAGAGGAAUCGACCAAAUCGGUGUCCGAAACUGUGGAGAAACUGGCCAACGGUGGCGUGAAAAAGAAGACGGUCAUGUCAUCGUCGCAACAGUUUUCAUCUGAGGAAUCGUUCGAGGAGAGUUGGUCGUCCACUGGGCCUACAAUCACCACUACCGUGACCAAGCAAAUCGAACAAUAACGACAAUAAUACUUUUUAUGCUUCAUUACCACGUGUAUUUCAACAAUAUUUCACGACAAUGAUUUUACGAUAUGUUACCGCGUGUGAUGAUAUAAUAUUAUAAUAUAUUGUACCCAUAAUAAUGUGGUAAUGGUAAUUAAAUCGCGCGGAUAAAAGUGACGUUCAAUAAUAUUUUAUUUAUCAAUAUGAUUGUUCAUAUUUUAAUAUAAUAUUAUGUACGUGCGCGGUGUACUGCUUGUCAUUGUAUCGCAAACUAUCUGUUUAUAAUGUUGUUAACGUAAUAUGUAUUUUUUUUCUGUUUGUUUUUAAUGCACUCAAUAAUUUUAACCGGAUAUUAAAGAAUAUAUUA
Melanaphis sacchari is the source of this 766-nucleotide messenger RNA. RefSeq lists its product as uncharacterized. The record is from RefSeq and is a predicted model, not a curated record. NCBI's taxonomy places the organism in Eukaryota, Metazoa, Arthropoda, Insecta, Hemiptera, Aphididae. Bases 88 to 417 code for a protein of 109 amino acids. The transcript has 2 exons.